AAUCACGAGCUCGGCAGCACAUCGCGGCCCGCGCACAGCCCACGGGCGAUCGGGAAAAAUGGUCACGAGCUGUCGCCGUCGUCGUCCUCCCUGUCGGCGGUCGAUUCGGGAGGCGCUCCCCCCACUUGCGCCGGGCGCGCCAACCUCAGCCACACCCCCGCGGGCCGGCGUCCAGAACCUUCCGAGCUCGGCGCGGCCACGAACGCGCCCCGCGCUCUAGAACGUUCCAUUCCCCUCCUGACCAGUCUCGUACAGAGGUCAAGCUGGUAUUUAGCGCCGCCGCCCCACCACUCUCCCGCGGAUAGCAGGGGUUUCUCUUCCCGCGCGCGCCGCGCCACGCACCCGGCGUCGCUGCGUCACUGUAGCAGCGAGCGACGACUCUUCUUGGUUCUCUGGAUCGCCAGCGCUCUCUGGAUUCGAUGAUCGCAGCGGAAUUCGCAGUUGGAACUUGGUAGUGGCACUGGCACGAUGGACCCGCUGCUGCCGGGGGUGGUGACCGUGAAGGAGGAGUGGCCGCCGAGCUCGCCGCCGCCGGAGGAGGAGGUGGAGGACAUGGACGCGGCGCCAGCGGGUGCGCCGCGGCCGAUGGAGGGGCUGCACGAGGUCGGCCCGCCGCCGUUCCUGACCAAGACUUUCGACCUGGUAGCCGACCCGGCCACCGACCAGGUCGUCUCGUGGGGGCGCACCGGCAACAGCUUCGUCGUGUGGGAUCCUCAUGUCUUCGCCGCGGUGCUGCUCCCGAGGUUCUUCAAGCACAACAACUUCUCCAGCUUCGUCCGCCAGCUCAACACCUAUGGUUUCAGAAAGAUCGAUCCAGACAGAUGGGAGUUCGCGAACGAAGGUUUCCUAAGGGGCCAGAGGCAGCUCCUGCGGCUGAUCAAGCGGCGGCGGCCGCCGUCCUACCUCCCCGGGCCCCAGCAGCAGGCCCUAGGUUCCUGCCUGGAGGUGGGCCAGUUCGGCGGCGGCCUGGACGAGGAGAUGGACCGGCUGAGGCGCGACAAGAACAUCCUGCUGGCGGAGGUGGGGAAGCUGCGGCAGGAGCAGCAGAGCACGCGGGCGGACAUGCGGGCCAUGGAGGAGCGGCUGCAGCACGCGGAGCAGAAGCAGGUGCAGAUGAUGGGGUUCCUGGCGCGGGCGCUGCAGAACCCGGACUUCUUCCAGCAGCUGGCCCAGCAGCAGGAGCGGCGGCGGGAGCUGGAGGACGCCUUCUCCUCGAGGAAGCGGCGGCGGCCGCCCAUCGACGCGGCGCCGUUCGAGGAGGCCAGCGGCCGCCCGCGGGACGACGAGCCGCCGCUGCUGUUCCGGGGGUGCGGCGGGUUCGAGGCGGGGACCUCGGAGCUGGAGAACCUGGCGCUCAACAUCCAGGGCCUCGGGAAGCGGAGGCAGGACGAGAAGCAGGCCCCGGGCGGCGGCGGCGGCGAGACGGCGGAGCUGACGGACGAGUUCUGGGAGGAGCUGACGGACGAGUUCUGCUGAGCGAAAAGUUGACCCUCCGAUUAUAUUCAUCCAUUGUUGUGGUAGUGUUACUGUACAUUGUGUAGCUAUACUAGUGAUGUGUCGUAGCGAUGGAUGGCCGGCGCCAGCGUAUUUCGGAGCCGCCGGACGACCUUGCUUGUAGUUGUAGUAGUUGCGUACAUGAGCCACGAUUCUUAAUGGUGAUUAGUAGUAGUAGCAGCAGCAUUCUUUUAGCCCUCGUUGCAUGUGUUUGGAACUAA
This is a messenger RNA of Panicum virgatum (switchgrass), 1715 nucleotides long. Its product is annotated as heat stress transcription factor A-2d-like. Gene Ontology annotation, cellular component: nucleus. Gene Ontology annotation, molecular function: RNA polymerase II cis-regulatory region sequence-specific DNA binding; DNA-binding transcription factor activity. Gene Ontology annotation, biological process: regulation of transcription by RNA polymerase II. Lineage: Eukaryota; Viridiplantae; Streptophyta; Magnoliopsida; Poales; Poaceae. The coding region runs from base 469 to 1476 and encodes 335 amino acids. The record is from RefSeq and is a predicted model, not a curated record. The transcript is spliced from 2 exons.